UCAACCGCUCUCUUACCCCAGACAAGGCAGACCCAGGUGGGCUUUUGGAACCGUUUUCUUAGCAAACAACCCCCCAAACAAAUCCGCAAUCAUGACCAGGAAAUUCUUCGUUGGUGGAAACUGGAAGAUGAACGGCGACAAGAAAAGCCUGGGGGAGCUGAUCCACACCAUGAACGGAGCCAAGGUUGACCCCAAUGUCGAGGUUGUGUGCGGUGCUCCCGCCAUCUACCUGGACUUUGCCGUGUCCAAGCUGGACCACAAGUUCGGCGUGGCUGCUCAGAACUGCUACAAAGUCGCCAAGGGUGCCUUCACUGGGGAGAUCAGCCCUGCGAUGAUCAAGGACUGCGGUGUGCACUGGGUGAUCCUGGGACACUCUGAGAGGCGCCAUGUCUUUGGAGAGAGCGAUGAGCUCAUUGGUCAGAAGACCGCUCAUGCUCUGGAGAACGGCCUGGGUGUGAUCGCCUGCAUCGGUGAGAAGCUGGACGAGAGAGAGGGCGGCAUCACCGAGAAGGUCGUCUUCGCUCAGACCAAGGUCAUCGCAGACAAUGUAAAGGACUGGAGCAAGGUCGUGCUCGCCUAUGAGCCAGUCUGGGCCAUUGGCACCGGCAAGACCGCCUCCCCACAGCAGGCUCAGGAAGUGCAUCACAAACUGAGGGAGUGGAUGAAGAAGAACGUGUCUGAGGCUGUUGCCAACUCUGUGAGGAUCAUCUAUGGAGGCUCUGUGACUGGUGGUACCUGCAAAGAGCUCGGCUCCCAGGCUGACGUUGAUGGUUUCCUUGUGGGUGGAGCUUCCCUGAAGCCCGAGUUCAUUGACAUCAUCAAUGCCAAGCAAUAAAAACCUGUUAGACUGUGACAAGACCAUGUCCAGAUCCAAGGCCAACUCCAUUCAGACGAUCCAUCAAUCCCUUACACUCAGCACUUAUUCCCCACCCCCUUUUUAUUCAAAGUAUGUGUUAUGCUGUCAUUCCCUCCUUAUCGUUUUGGUAUAUUUCUUCCUGAAGAAAAGGGACAGGUUGACACAUGCACUGUGCUGCACUGAAAAGCUCACUGAAAUAGUCUGUGUGCAUACUAACUUCCACACCAAGUGCUCAAGCUGUAAAGACUGAUAAUUACACCUUGAGGUGGACGGGCAGUCCACGCCUUUACUUGAAGCGUUUACCAACUACUGUGUUAACAGUGUCACGGCUCUUGUCAAUCAGAUGUAUUUGUCUUUUUAAUGUCUGUCUCUAUUGUGUAAUUAUGAGAUUCUGUGGCUUUUUACCUCCCUGUAGAUGUGCAUGAUCCAUGGUCUGAUUGGCUCUUUUGCCAAGAGGGAAGCAUCCAUUACAUGUCCAUCAUAUUGUGUCAUGGCCGAUGGGUACGAGGGUGUGAAGGCUGUAAGAAAACAUAAUAAACAAAUUAGAGAUGGUUUAA
Molecule: messenger RNA, 1413 nt
Organism: Scomber japonicus (chub mackerel)
Lineage: Eukaryota; Metazoa; Chordata; Actinopteri; Scombriformes; Scombridae
Gene: tpi1b
Product: triosephosphate isomerase 1b
Exons: 7
Coding region: 92-835 (247 amino acids)
Biological process (GO): glycerol catabolic process; glyceraldehyde-3-phosphate biosynthetic process; gluconeogenesis
Cellular component (GO): cytosol
Molecular function (GO): triose-phosphate isomerase activity
Source: RefSeq, a predicted model, not a curated record